AGAAGUGCCCUUAUGGAAAAACAGGACAGAAUGCACUGCAGAGACAAGCACAGCUGUUUGGGUGUUGGCAGCUAUUGGUAGCAACCUUUUCUCCAGGGGCAUGAAACCUAUCAGAACACUUCUUCCACAAGAAGACAUUGCUGGCAGCUCAGAAGAAAGAGCCGGCUGUUGCUGAGUUUCUCCAUUGUGCCAGUUUGCUGGAACAUGGCCGUGCGCUUGUUUGAGGCACGACAGCAUGUAGAAUUCUAUCAGAAAUACAGAUUCUCUCCCGCUGAAAAUCUGCAAAGGGUCAUCUUCUCCUAUCUGGAAGAAAAGAAAUUGGCACCCACGCGGCUGGCGGUGGACGUGGGCUGCGGGUCAGGACAAAGCACUCGCAUCCUUGCAGCUCGUUUUGAGGAGGUGGUGGGAACAGACAUCAGUGAGGCUCAGAUCCAAGCAGCCAAAGAAGCGGCCUCCUUCCCAAAUGUGUCCUACCGUGUGUGCCCUGCAGAGGAGCUGCCGUUUGAGGACGGCUCCGUGGACCUUGUUACUGCUUUUGCAGCUGCCCACUGGUUUGACAUCCCGCGGUUCAUGAAAGAAGUGGAUCGAGUUCUCAGACCACACGGCUGCAUGGCCCUUAGCACCUACUUUCCCAACUUCAGUGUGCACUACAAAGACUGCUCGGAAAGACUCACAGAAAUCUUAACGGAGACCCAGGACCUGCUUUUUGAAUAUGCAGAUGAGAAAGUAAAUCGUGUCAUUGGGGAGUACAAAGAGGUGUUUGACUUGUCACCUUUCCAGGACAAGCGGAGAGUUACCCAGAUCAUAGACAAAAUCCCCAUGUCCGUGGCUGAGGUGAUCGGGUUUUUGCAGUCUAUGUCCAUGUAUCAAACCUUUCUGAGGAGCGACCCUGAAGCAGCAAAAUCCCUCCUCCAAAAAACUGAAGAAAGGUUUUUGGAGACCAUGGGAGUUGGCUCUAAGGAAACCCAGGUAGAGAUCUGGGUACCGUGUGUUUGUGUUCUAGGCUUCAAGGGGCCAUGAAUGGAAAAUCCACUGAUGACUCUCUAGCCAGAAGAAAACUCCCAGUUUCAGAAUCUACUUAUAACUGAUGUUAUCACCUUUAAAAUGUUUGGUUAAAAUGCCAGUGUAAUCCCUGGCGGAAUUUCCACCCUUCAAAGGGAGACAAGGGAGGCACAAAAUCAAAUCGUAUCGGUAUCAGAAGUGUUUUCAUGGUGUGGUGAUUUCCUAUUUAAAGAGGAAAAGCUCUAUAUUCUGUCUGGCCAUCAAUAAACAGACGUGGGAAGAAAUCACGGACCUUUGUCAUAUGGAAGGCUGCAAGCAUUUUAUCGUGUGUGGAAUAUGCAAUAAACAUCAUGUGACCUACCGGGA
This is a messenger RNA of Pelodiscus sinensis (Chinese soft-shelled turtle), 1368 nucleotides long. Its product is annotated as putative methyltransferase DDB_G0268948. NCBI's taxonomy places the organism in Eukaryota, Metazoa, Chordata, Testudines, Trionychidae. The record is from RefSeq and is a predicted model, not a curated record. Gene Ontology annotation, molecular function: S-adenosylmethionine-dependent methyltransferase activity.